Zasmidium cellare ATCC 36951 is the source of this 1236-nucleotide messenger RNA. RefSeq lists its product as uncharacterized. Gene Ontology annotation, biological process: proteolysis. The coding region runs from base 1 to 1236 and encodes 411 amino acids. NCBI's taxonomy places the organism in Eukaryota, Fungi, Ascomycota, Dothideomycetes, Mycosphaerellales, Mycosphaerellaceae. Gene Ontology annotation, molecular function: metallodipeptidase activity. The record is from RefSeq and is a predicted model, not a curated record. The transcript is spliced from 8 exons.
AUGGAUUCAUACCAAGCGCUCGACAUCGACUCGAGGGUAAAGCGAGUUCUGAAAAGCACGCCACUCUUCGAUCUUCACAAUGACCUCCCACAACAACCGCGAGCUUGCUUCCAUGGCAGGAUACACGACAAUCCAAAGUUCGACUUGCAAAAGGGUUUCGAAAGAGGGAUGACAGAUAUUCCUCGACUCCGACAGGGCGCCGUUGGUGCCCAAUUCUGGAGCAUUUGCGUCCCAUGUCUCCGGUCCGCAGAGAACUUCUCUACUCCCGAGUAUAGCGACAUGGCUCGUGAUGCUACUGAGCAGAUCGACAUGACCGUCAGGAUGGUCCAGAGUUAUCCGGAUACCUUUCAGCUCAUCUUCGAGCCUGAAGAUGUCGAAAAAGCUUACAAGGAUAACAAGAUUGCGUGUUCCAUUGGCAUCGAAGGUCUGCAUAUGGCAGGCAACAGCAUCGGGAUCAUUCGAGCCUUUUACUCCCUCGGUGUGCGAUAUUGCACUCUAACGCAUGUAUGUAACAAUGCGUUUGCGGAUUCGUCCACGUCGAAGAUCGGUCCAGUCCAUGGAGGUCUUUCGCACCUUGGUCGAUCUGUGAUCAAGGAGAUGAACAGGUUAGGAAUGUUAAUCGACCUCUCACAUGUCUCUCCAGACUGCGCUCGUCAAGCGCUAGAGUUAACCAGAGCACCUGUCAUGUUCUCACACUCCAACGUGAAAGCUGUGUUUGAUUGCCCUCGGAAUGUCCCAGACGAAAUCCUAGACAUGAUACCGGCGAAUGGAGGUCUGAUUGCCGUAACAUUCGUGCCUGAGCAUGUCACCACCAGGAGACAGGACGCGAAGAUGGAAAUGGUUCUAGAUCACCUGUUCUACAUUGCGAAUCGCAUCGGUUGGGAUCAUGUCGGCUUGGGCUCCGACUUUGAUGGUAUCGCGAGCGUCAUACCAGGUCUUGAGGAUGUUCGCUGCUAUCCAGCAUUGUUGAAGGCUAUACUUGACCGCGGUGCAACGGAAGAGCAGCUUGCGAAAGUGUGUGGUGCCAAUAUGAUUCGAGUCUGGAAAGGCGCAGUCAAGACUCGCGAUUGCAUGAAGGCUGAAGGCGUUCUGCCAGUAGAGGAUGUUUGGGAAGGUAGAACCUGGUGGCGAUACGACGGCUACUAUCAGAUGCCGGAUCCAGAUCCAGAGGACAAGCUUGGUCUCGAUUGGUAUGGGGUGCCGCCUCCUGAAACCGGAUUGUAUCAUAAGCAAUAG